AUGGAACUAAACAGCGAGGUUUCAUGCACCACACUGAUUAACAACCUGGGCGCCGUGGGAUGCAGGUCGGCCAUGGCAGGAGGGGAGGCAGGGAGGUUGGUAGUUGCGGAAAAGCAGGCGGAUCUGGAUGCCUUGUUUCAAGAUAAGGACGUGUCUAGGAGGGCGGUCCUCCUCAACGAGGAUCUCUUCACUCUAGAGAACAUGCUGGCGCUCAAGAAGUCCAGUAGAUGUUCAGGUAUCCUGCUUGCCCGCUCCGACGACCUGCCGACGUCGGGGGUUUUCUCACCAGCUAACCCCAUGCGCUACUGCAAGUGUGAGGAGCAGAAAGCUCCAUCUGGGUGCAGUGGGAAGUGGAACGUCCCAGGGAACAGCCUCUCGGAGCAGAGUUUCAACUUCCCUAUCAUCGCUGUGAACUCGUCGAGGACGGCCCAGCUCAAAGGGCUCAUAGCGCAGGUGAAGCCCUGGAUGCCAGCCCUGGUCGUGAGGAUGAACUUCUACAUGGACGUCUUCCAAGGCUUCCGCCUCGAGCAGGAGAGCUGGUGGGAGCUACAACAGGUGGACUCGUGCUGUCCCAACUGCAGGCCCAACUGUGCAGGGUCGUGUUGCGACUUUGGGUUCGAGUGCACCUCCUCCAAGACCCACCCAGUGUCAUGGGCUCAGCCGACAUGCGCUCGACAGAAGGAACCGACCUCGUAUGAUUGCAUCGGCAAGCAGACGUGUCUGCCCUUGGGAGGGUACAACAUCUGGUCCGUCGACUCUCCCUCGUUCCCCCCUCCGCCCUCCCAAGGAAUCAUUGUCGCAGCAGCAGCCAUGGACUCCAGCGCGUUCUUCCAUGACCUUGCCGAGGGAGCCUCCUCCCAAGGAUCUGCUGUGGUGGCCUUGAUCGCUGCUGCCGAUGCCCUCAAGGAUGUGCGAAGAAAGAUGCAGGAGCUGGCGGGUACUCCUAUCGUUUUCGCGCUGUUGCAAGGGGAGCAAUGGGACCAUAUAGGCUCCCGAAAGCUCCUCAGUGACAUAGCCAACUUCUCUUGCCGCAAGAUCAAAACCUCUCCUUCCAACGGCCUUCCCAACGAUGUCUGCGUCGACCCUCCCAUGCUAUCCCCCGAGAUCGUCCAGCUGCGGGACAACCCCAUAGACUUCGUGCUUGAAGUCGACCAGCUGACGUCAGCCGGUGGAGAGCUGGGAGAGUCUCAGGGGCUCUUCUUCCAUACUGGCUGCUCGCCCUCCGAUUCCUCAGUGAAGGCUCGAGAGCUCGUGCUCAAACAAGCUUCCGUCCCGGGGGUUGCGGGAGUCGCUUCCCCUGACGAGGGCCUGCCAUUCCCACCCUCAACCAUUGUGGGCAGCGUCUUGGAGGAGGCGACGGGGCAGCAGGAAGCUCGCAAGUUGGCAAAGGCACCCAAGGGAAGGGCUCUGCUUGCAGGAUACAGCUCCCACUUCACCAACCCUUUUUAUCAGAGCCGCUUCGACAAGAUUCAGAGCGGAGGAGCCGAGCUGCGGGCCGAGGGCUUGUGUCGGGCAGCUUCACGUCUGAGUAUGGUCCUGUACAGCCUGUCCACAGGAGCUGAAGCUCCUGCCCUGCACGCCAACUGCACGUUGGUGAGGGAGCUUGCAGGGAAGAUCAUGUGGAAGCAUUCGGAGCAGGAAGCCCCGUCCUCAUCCUACACGUCCGUCUACCAGCCUCCCACCCUGCGCGGCCCGAGCGAGAGGGAGCGCUUCCUCUUUGAGCAGCUUGCCAUGGCCACCUCUGCUCCAGGAGAAGUGAACGAGACGAGCAAGGAAGCCUCAGCCUGCGACUGUUGCGAUCCGUCGGGCUCCUGUCAGCCUGUGAAGCACUUUCGCUGCCUGCAGGGCAAGUGCGUCCGAUCCUUCGCCUUCUUUCAAGACGCUCUUCCUCUCGGUGUGGCAUGGGAUGUCAACCAGUCUCAGUUCGUCUUGUCUCAGGGCGACCGCAACAUGUCCCAUGUUGUGUGGACAGAGUCGAACUGGCAGCUGAACCUUGGAGCCAUGGUCUACCUAGAGGAGGAGACGACAGUCGAGCAAGCCGUGUUUGCGUGCGGUCUUGUCUUGUGCGCCUGCACCUUCUUGUUGGUUUCUAGCAUGAGCAAGUACUAUGAGAGACGAUUCAAGCACAACUGA
Molecule: messenger RNA, 2133 nt
Organism: Guillardia theta CCMP2712
Lineage: Eukaryota; Cryptophyceae; Pyrenomonadales; Geminigeraceae
Exons: 1
Coding region: 1-2133 (710 amino acids)
Biological process (GO): protein processing
Cellular component (GO): membrane
Source: RefSeq, a predicted model, not a curated record